AUGCCAGCUUCAGUAUGCCAUGCUGACUGUGGUCCUGGAUUCAGAAAAUUCUGGCAGCAAGGAAUGGCAGCCUGCUGUUUUGAUUGCAUCCCCUGCCCUGAAAAUGAAGUUUCUAAUGAGACAAAUGUGGAUCAAUGUAUGAAAUGUCCAGAGGACCAGUAUACCAACACAGAGCAGAACAAGUGCAUUCACAAAGCUGUGAUAUUUCUGAGCUAUGAAGAUCCCUUGGGGAUGGUUCUUGCCUUAACAGCCUUCUGUUUCUCCUCAUUCACAGCUGUGGUUCUUGGAGUCUUUGUAAAGCACCAUGACACUCCUAUCGUAAAAGCCAAUAAUAGAGUAUUAAGUUACCUAUUACUCAUUUCACUCAUGUUCUGUUUUUUGUGUUCCUUGCUCUUCAUUGGCCAUCCAAACAGAGUCACCUGCAACCUUCAGCAAAUCACAUUUGGAAUUGUAUUCACUGUGGCUGUUUCCACAGUUCUAGCCAAAACAAUCACUGUAAUGCUGGCUUUCAAAGUCACAGUUCCUGGAGAAAGGAUAAGGUACUUCCUGGUAUCUGGGGCAUCCAACUACAUUAUUCCCAUAUGUUCCUUAUUACAAUGUAUUCUGUGUGCAAUCUGGCUAGCAGUUUCUCCUCCCUUUGUUGAUAUUGAUGCACACUCUGAGUAUGACCAAAUCAUCAUUGUAUGCAACAAAGGCUCAGUUACUGCAUUCUACUGUGUCCUGGGAUACCUGGCCUGCCUGGCACUUGGAAGCUUCACUGUGGCUUUCUUGGCCAAGAAUCUGCCUGAUGCAUUCAAUGAAGCCAAGUACUUGACAUUCAGCAUGCUGGUGUUCUGCAGUGUCUGGAUCACCUUCCUUCCUGUCUAUCAUAGUACCAAGGGCAAGGCCAUGGUUGCUGUUGAGAUCUUCUCCAUAUUGGCAUCUAGUGCAGGGAUGCUUGGAUGCAUCUUUUUACCCAAGUUCUACAUAAUUUUGUUAAGACCAGAUAGAAAUUCAAUUCAAAGGGUCAGGGAGAAAUCAUAUUCCUAA
Molecule: messenger RNA, 1029 nt
Organism: Mus pahari (shrew mouse)
Lineage: Eukaryota; Metazoa; Chordata; Mammalia; Rodentia; Muridae
Product: vomeronasal type-2 receptor 116-like
Exons: 2
Coding region: 1-1029 (342 amino acids)
Biological process (GO): G protein-coupled receptor signaling pathway
Cellular component (GO): membrane
Molecular function (GO): G protein-coupled receptor activity
Source: RefSeq, a predicted model, not a curated record